Messenger RNA from Drosophila ananassae, 3024 nucleotides. RefSeq names its product pre-mRNA 3' end processing protein WDR33 (gene Wdr33). Gene Ontology annotation, cellular component: mRNA cleavage and polyadenylation specificity factor complex. The record is from RefSeq and is a predicted model, not a curated record. NCBI's taxonomy places the organism in Eukaryota, Metazoa, Arthropoda, Insecta, Diptera, Drosophilidae. The transcript is spliced from 9 exons. Gene Ontology annotation, molecular function: protein binding. The coding region runs from base 250 to 2748 and encodes 832 amino acids.
AUCGAUAGUUCUUAUCGAUUUUGCACAAGCGGCACGCGCUGGUUUGACUUUCACUGUGAAUGGUCACAAAUUCGCGUUGUCCAACGAAAGUUACUGAUAAUUUCAACGCUUUUACUUAAUAUUGUACGCCAGGAUUUUAAAAAUAAGUAUUUAGCAAAUGCAAGAAACAUAGGGUAAAAAACGCAGAAGAAAAAAGACCAUAAGGCAGGUUCAACGGAGCGCCAGCUAGCCUACUCUAGUUUUAUAGACAUGGACGUGUCCCAGCCCCCACCACAAUUGCUGACGGCACCGUCGGCGCUGGCGACCAAUUACACGUCGCAGCCACCGCCGUCGGGGGGCGGGCAGCACUAUAGGCACCACUACAACCACCAGCACCACGGCUCAGGAAAGCAUGGCUACAAUCAGUUCAAACCCUUUAUGCCGGGAGGAUUUCAGCGGCCCUUUGGAAUGUCCCAGGACGACUUUGAUGGCAAGCGGCUAAGAAAAAGUGUGAUGCGAAAGACUGUCGACUACAACGCUUCCAUUAUUAAGGCCUUAGAGAAUCGACUGUGGCAGCGGGAUCACAGAGACCGAUUGGCUUUGCAGCCCGAUAGCAUCUACGUGCCUCAAAUGUUGCCUCCCUCAAGCUAUCUGGACAACCCUUCCAAUGCUGUAACUACGAGAUUUGUAAAGACUGCAACAAAUAAAAUGCGAUGCCCCAUUUUCACCCUGGCCUGGACGCCUGAAGGUCGGAGAUUGGUCACAGGGGCUAGUUCCGGGGAGUUUACGCUUUGGAAUGGUCUGACCUUUAAUUUUGAGACUAUUCUACAGGCCCACGAUAUCUCUGUACGAACGAUGGUCUGGUCGCACAAUGACAGCUGGAUGGUGACCGGUGAUCACGGCGGCUACGUCAAGUACUGGCAGUCCAACAUGAACAACGUGAAGAUGUACCAGGCCCACAAGGAGGCGAUUAGGGGAAUAAGUUUCAGCCCCACGGACAGCAAGUUUGUCAGCGGCAGCGAUGACGGAACCCUGAGGAUUUGGGACUUUAUGCGCUGUCAAGAAGAGCGAGUCCUUCGAGGCCAUGGAGCUGACGUGAAGUGUGUGCACUGGCAUCCCCACAAGGGAAUGAUCGUGAGCGGAAGCAAAGAUAACCAACAGCCCAUUAAGAUUUGGGAUCCAAAGAGUGGCAUCGCCUUGGCUACGUUGCAUGCCCACAAAUCCACCGUCAUGGACUUAAAGUGGAACGACAACGGGAACUGGCUAGUUACUGCUUCCAGGGAUCAUCUGCUCAAGCUGUUCGAUAUUCGCAAUUUGCGGGAGGAGGUGCAAGUCUUCCGUGGCCAUAAAAAAGAAGCCAGCUCUGUGUCCUGGCAUCCUAUACACGAGGGACUGUUCUGCUCUGGCGGCUCCGAUGGUUCCAUACUUUUUUGGAAUGUUGGGACGGAUAAGGAGAUUGGUUGUGUCGAAACGGCGCAUGAUAGCAUAGUAUGGACUUUAGCUUGGCAUCCGUUGGGCCAUAUUCUGUGCUCGGGCUCUAAUGAUCAUACGAUCAAGUUCUGGACCCGAAACCGUCCAGGAGAUUUGAUGAGAGAUAAAUACAAUUUGAACACUUUGCCGGCCAGCUUGGCAGCUUUGGACGAAUGCGAAUAUGAUGACGCUGUCAUCCCUGGAAUGGGUCCUGAGGACCGUGUGGAAUUCACAGAGAGUCUAACCGCAGACAAAGGCUUUAUUCCCGGUCUUGAUCUUGAUCCAAGCAGAUCUGCCGCUGAUCGGGACCGGGAGAAGAAGGUUCCAUACAGUAAGCCCAUUCCGCGAAAUUUUCAAGUGCAAUGGGCGGGUCCACGGCGAGCGGAUGAUCCCAGCGUGCUCAGUAUUCACGACGAGUUGGCUGCCCGAGAAGCCAAAGACUCCACGAGCGGCCUGAACCAGCAACAGAUUAGCGAAAACACACUCGAAGGCAUCGUAGCCAGUGGCAUGUUGAACGGCCUUGACCCCCAGACAAUAGUUGGAGUUUUUGUGUACAAUCGGUUUAUUAGAGUACAUCCCGACUCCCGGCUCAUGGCCGCCAUUCGCCAAGGGCCCGACUUUCUUAACAAGUAUCUAGAUGCCGGCAAGCUUGAAGAACUAAACGAUGUGAUACCUUUGAAAGAUCGCUCAAGAUCCGUCUCGCCCACCGUGGAAGCGCGUGGAGAUGUGGUUUCCCCACCCACCAAGAAGUCCCGCUUUGAACCCCGGCAACACAAUGCCCAGUUGGUGUCUGUAAGAGAACUGCUGCUUCUGAAGAAACCCUUUUUGCAAUCUCUGGUAACUGUGAAGGCCCAGCAACCAAAAACGGAGUUUGUGGAAGAGGCGCCACCGGAGCAAAUGGAAAGGGAACGAGAGGGAGAACGGGAGCGACCCCGGGAGAGGGAAUGGGAUCGUGACAAUAGAGAGCAUGAGCGAGAGUGGGACCAAUCCGGAGGCAGACCCAAUCCAUGGGCAUCCAACGCACCAUGGUCUAACAAUGGAAACUCCAAUCCAAACUCGAAUGGCUUCGGGAAUAAUGGUCCUGAUAACUUUAAUGAUCGCGAUCGUGAUUUCCAAAGAGGUGGAAACAAUGGAGGCCCGGGAGGUCAACGUCGGAGGCGUGGCAACAACAAUUCCGGCCCUGUUGGUAACGGUGGUGGAAAUGUCGGAGGCGGCGGAAACGGAGCACCGCCUGGUGGUGGCGGAAACGGUGGAAAUGGUAGAAAUCGCGGUCGCAACAACAACAACAGACGCUACUAAUGGCAAUCCCACCACGAAAGUACAUUCACACAUUCUUCAGUUUUAAGCCGCUUCCCGUCGUUGACCCCAUCUCUUUUUAGGAGUCUUGCUUUUUAACUUUUUACAUUAAUAUUGUUUUAAAAUGACCCAAAAGCAAAUAGCAAUUGUAAAAUAGUAAAGGGAAUUAUUUUUGGGGGGAACUAGUUUCUCAUCCCUGCGGAUAUUUCAACCCAAUGUAAUUCAAAAAUGCUUUUUUAACUAGAAUUAUUAAAAAAUUUAAAAUGGAUAAAACCCCAA